Exophiala spinifera is the source of this 741-nucleotide messenger RNA. RefSeq lists its product as uncharacterized. Lineage: Eukaryota; Fungi; Ascomycota; Eurotiomycetes; Chaetothyriales; Herpotrichiellaceae. The coding region runs from base 1 to 741 and encodes 246 amino acids. The transcript has a single exon. The record is from RefSeq and is a predicted model, not a curated record.
AUGUCAUCAUCACGACCACCACCACCACCACCACCACCACCACUCCUUCCACUACGAUCGCUCAACAUCCAUCCAGACUUCUCUUCUCGAGAAUGGUGCACGCGUCUUCUUUCUGACCCUGGCAUUGCCAACGUCGUCGUACCGACAGACAGCGCGGCCAGGGCGGCAAGACUAGCAGGCGUCUCGAAUUCCAUGUUCACCGAGACAUUGAACACGCCCAGGACAGUCAGGGCACAGGUCUCGUUCAAUCGACCCACGCACGAGAGCGACGCCUUGGCCAGUACCGGGCCCGGUGACGGCAGUGGCGACGGCGAAGCAAACACGAGUCCGAGUACGAGUACCGCCGAUGAAUACCGCCGCCACACCCCUCGAGAAUACUGUUCGCUCUUCUCCCUCGGUCCGGGCCUCGACGGCAAGACAGGUCGCGCACACGGCGGGUUCAACGCCCUGCUCCUCGACCAACUCACCGGCCACGUGGGAGUGGUCUUCGGGGGCUCGAGCGCCCCCGCCACGGCGACCAUGACGGUGGACUACAGGGCGCCCAUCUCCACGCCGGGAGUGGUGUUGGGCAGGGCAUGGGCGGUCGAGAGGUCGGGCAGGAAGACGUGGGUCAAGGGCGUCAUUGAGGACGGGGAGGGAAAGGCGCUUGCGGCGGCGAAGGCGUUGUUUGUCGAUCCCAAACCUGUUACUCCUGAAGGGUCCUGUGUGGGUGACGAUGCCAAAGCCAAGUCCAAGUUAUAA